This is a messenger RNA of Dermatophagoides pteronyssinus (European house dust mite), 1665 nucleotides long. RefSeq names its product protein phosphatase 2 regulatory subunit tws (gene tws). Lineage: Eukaryota; Metazoa; Arthropoda; Arachnida; Sarcoptiformes; Pyroglyphidae. Gene Ontology annotation, cellular component: protein phosphatase type 2A complex. Gene Ontology annotation, molecular function: protein phosphatase regulator activity; protein binding. The record is from RefSeq and is a predicted model, not a curated record.
UUCUUAAUUGUCAAAAUAUAUGAUGACAAUGAUAAUGGAAGGAGAUGAAAAUGGGUCAUCCCAAAAAGGAGCAUUGAAUAAUAAUUCAUCAUCAUCAUCAUCAUCAUCAACAACGAUAAAUUCACAGUCACAACAACAACAAUCUAUGAUUUUCUCAACAACAGAUCAGCAUAAUAAUAAUACUAAUAAUUCAUCAAUUCAACUGUCUACGAAUUCUAUGAACAACGAUAUUCAAUGGGCAUUUUCACAAAUCAAAGGUCCACUUGAUGAAGAAAUUGCCGAAGCUGAUAUAAUAUCAUGUGUCGAAUUCAGUCAUGAUGGUGAAUUAUUAGCAACUGGAGAUAAAGGUGGACGUGUAGUCAUAUUUCAACGUGAUCCAUUUGUUGAAAAUAAUAAACGUUCCGUAUUAUAUAAUUUUUAUACAACAUUUCAAAGUCAUGAAGCUGAAUUCGAUUAUUUAAAAAGUUUAGAAAUUGAAGAAAAAAUCAAUAAAAUCCGAUGGCUUAAAAGAAAAAAUGCUUCUAAUUUUUUGCUAAGCACUAAUGAUAAAACAAUAAAAUUAUGGAAAAUUUCCGAACGAGAUAAACGUAUUGAUGGUUUCAAUUUGAAAGAUGAUAAUGGCCAGAUGAGAGUCGUUGAUCCUGAUUCUGUGACUUCGUUACGAGUGCCAAAAGUAGUACAAAGCAAAUUAAUGAUUGAGCCAACACCAAGACGAAUAUUUGCUAACGCUCAUACAUACUUGAUAAAUUCAAUAUCUGUCAAUAGUGAUCAAGAAACUUAUCUUUCUGCGGAUGAUCUUCGUAUUAAUCUUUGGAAUAUUGAAAUCAAUGAUGAAAGUUUCAAUAUUGUUGAUAUCAAACCAGUUAAUAUGGAAGAACUGACCGAAGUCAUCACUGCGGCUGAAUUCCAUCCACAUCAUUGUAACUAUUUUGUUUAUUCAAGCAGCAAAGGAAUACUGCGUCUUUGUGAUAUGCGUGCAGCUGCACUUUGUGAUCGUCAUGCAAAAAUUUUUGAAGAACCUGAAGAUACAAGUUUCUUUUCCGAGAUAAUAUCCAGCAUUUCAGGAAUCAAAUUUAGCAACAAUGGCAGAUAUUUGAUCUCACGUGAUUAUAUGUCAAUCAAAGUUUGGGAUAUUAAUAUGGAAUCCAAACCAGUCGAAACGUAUCAUGUUCAUGAUUAUCUUCGUUCAAAAUUAUGCAGCCUGUUCGAAAGCGAUUAUAUAUUUGACAAAUUUGAAUGCUCAAUAGAUAAUUCUGAUACUCAUAUCAUGACAGGAUCCUAUAACAACUUUUUCAAAGUAUUCAAUCGGAAAACUAAACGAGAAGUCAUGUAUGAAGCAGCAAAAGAUUGUACAACAAUGAAUAGCAUUUUAAAACAAAGAAAAGUGAAUUCUGGUGGUAAAAAGAAAAAAGAUGAGAUUCAUGUCGACAGUUUGGAUUUUACUAGUAAAAUAUUACAUACAGCAUUUCAUCCAAACGAAAAUAUCAUUGCUGUUGCUGCCACUAACAAUCUUUAUCUUUUCCGUGAAUCAUUUGAUAAAGAAUGAAUCUAUUAUUUAGAAAUCAUUUCCUAUUCGAUCAAUACAACCUUAAUUAUCAUAAUCACUUUUACAACGAAUAUAUGUACACGGUUUUAAACAUGAAAUCACACUCCCUUCGUGAAUUA